Messenger RNA from Tyto alba (common barn owl), 462 nucleotides. RefSeq names its product huntingtin interacting protein K (gene HYPK). Gene Ontology annotation, biological process: protein stabilization; negative regulation of apoptotic process. The coding region runs from base 25 to 414 and encodes 129 amino acids. The transcript has 4 exons. Lineage: Eukaryota; Metazoa; Chordata; Aves; Strigiformes; Tytonidae. The record is from RefSeq and is a predicted model, not a curated record.
GAAGCGGGGCGCGGCGGCGGCGGCAUGGCGGCGGAGGGGGAUGUGGAGCUGGAGCUGGAGACGGAGCCCAACGGGUCCGGGGGUAGCGGCGAUGGGGCGGGCGGGCGGGCGGCAGAGAAGCCGCGGAAGCACGACAGCGGCGCGGCGGACCUGGAGCGCGUCACGGACUACGCGGAGGAGAAGGAGAUCCAGAGCUCCAACCUGGAGACGGCCAUGUCGGUGAUCGGAGACCGGAGGUCCCGGGAGCAGAAAGCGAAGCAGGAGAGGGAGAAGGAACUGGCAAAAGUGACGAUCAAGAAGGAGGACCUGGAGCUGAUCAUGACGGAGAUGGAGAUCUCGCGGGCGGCAGCGGAGCGCAGCCUGCGCGAGCACAUGGGGAACGUGGUGGAGGCGCUCAUCGCCCUCACCGACUGAGCGCGGGGCCCGCGGCGUGUUGCGCACCCAAUAAAGGCACCGGUGGGA